CACAUAUAGUUCUACAUGUUACAAGAGCGAAAAACUAAUUCGAAGAAGGGUAUAUAUGCUCAGCGUGUCGGAACCGGUGCUCCAGUAUACCUGGCAGCAGUUCUUGAAUAUCUUGCUGCUGAAGUUCUUGAGUUGGCUGGAAAUGCAGCUCGUGAUAACAAGAAGAAUAGAAUUAUUCCAAGGCAUUUGUUGUUUGCUGUUAUGAAUGAUGAAGAACUUGGGAAACUACUUGUAGGUGUUACAAUUGCUCAUGGUGGUAUUCUUUUAACUAAGAAGGCCGAAAAAGCUGCUUCUGCUAAGGAACCUAAGUCUCCCAAAAAAGUUGGAAAGUCUCCAAAGAAGGGCUUGGAUCUUUAG
Molecule: messenger RNA, 357 nt
Organism: Medicago truncatula (barrel medic)
Lineage: Eukaryota; Viridiplantae; Streptophyta; Magnoliopsida; Fabales; Fabaceae
Product: histone H2A
Exons: 1
Coding region: 16-357 (113 amino acids)
Cellular component (GO): nucleosome
Molecular function (GO): structural constituent of chromatin; protein heterodimerization activity; DNA binding
Source: RefSeq, a predicted model, not a curated record